ACGAAGGCGUUGCCGUAUGGAGUGAACGCAGUUCAUAGUCUUUAUCGGAGACAGCAGAGGGCAUCCUGCUGCGUAUAUCGAGCGGCAUACAUAAUAUAUCAGGAGAUCGGGGAUUUUGAGGGGAACGAACGACAUUCGACGCUGCCGUGAGUACCACUAAAAGGCGUGCGCGCACAGGCAGUUCUUGCUUCAGCCACUGCUGCUGGUGAAAUAUUUAGUCGUUUCGUCCCCACCUUGGUCCAACGCGAGACGAGGGGAAGUUAGCCUAGGCAACUAGGGACGGGGUCUCGCGUUCGGUUUGUAUCUAUAGAUUUGUGAGAUCGGUUGGGGCCUGUUACGGUGGUGGUCAUGGACGAUCUGUUUGGGCGCUCCGAAGAAGGCCGCUCUUCGUCGGGCAGCAGCGGCCCGGCAGGUCACAGCGAGCCGUGGCCUUUAGCCGACGAGGACGCCAUCACUGAUCCAAUCCGGCUGCUGCAGCAGCUUGAGAUCCAAGUGGCGAAACAGCACCACGAUCACCAUUCACAGCAGCAGCAUCCUCGUCACAGGUAUCAUCGGAGCGGGGAGCGAGACGUCAUUGUCUCCUUUGACGAUGACGUUAUUGUACGACAGCGCCAUCCGAUAGCCGCUAGUGGCGGAGCGGUGGGCGCAUCGCAUUCACUUUCGACGAACAGCGGAAGCAGUAACUCGACCAAGGGUCACCAGCACGGCGGAGGGCAACACCAUCGUGUACGUGGCCAACAGUAUCACGAAGGACAGCAUCGAAACCACGAUGCCGGUUCGACCGACUCGGUUGUCAACGGCGGAGUCUCCUCAAGUAGCAGGCAAGCGUACAUCGUGAACAGCGAAUCCCCCAGUGAGGCCAGUAGUACUAACAGUAUGUCCCCUACAGAUGAUCGUUCACCACUCAUCAAAACAGGCACAACCUCAAAAAAAGGCUCUAAAGAGGCUAACGGAACAGUGAAACGUGCGGGGUCCAACGGUAAGAAGGACAAACAGGUUAAGGCCAGCGGCAAAACAGCCAAUGUUACUGCCGGUGGCCAUAAGUCCUCAGGUGGAAAAAAGAAAAAUGGAAGUGGGGCGGGCGGUAAACGAAAGAACAGCCUCGGCGAUACCGCGGAGCUGAUGUCGCCUGUUCCCGAAGAUGAGCGCGAGUCAACACCGCCCGGCGUCCACGAUGGCCCCACGGAGAUUGUGAUUGAGCCACGCGAUAGGGGGGAAUCAGUGUCUAGCUAUCCUGCCGGGCCUGGCCACACGAGCGCCAAUACUGGCACUAGUGGCAAUGGAAACGCGACAAAAAGCGGGGGACUAUCGGUGUUUUCCCGGGUUAAGGAUGCGGCUAUGAAAAAGGUGGGUCCUUCUAGCCUCCAGCAGACCGUCAUCAGCGCCAGCGCCAAACAACUCGACGCUAGUGGUAGCAAUAAUAGUUCUAGUGGCAACUCGGCGCUGUCCACCAGUGGCACAAUGGGCGGCACGGGUUCUUCCAGGGCCUCCACGGGCCCCGGCCUGAUGCCGCCCCAACCCGGCUCCUCAAACUAUCCAGCAGAUAAUCCUGUUUUACAGAUUGUUAGCGAGAUAGUGGAGAAUCACGAAUACCAAAUGGCACGAGCUGAAAUAGAUAAGAAGGACGAGGAGGAAACAGAAUCAUCCGAUGACGACGAAACUGACGACGAAGACGACGAAGGCGAAGAGAGUGAACCCGGACCAGAUGGCCCGGUUAAGAAACGUCGUAAGAAACGAAAGAAGAAAGAUGAAAACGAAGACGAACCUGAGGAGGAUCCAUUCGCCAACUUGUCCCCUGAAGAACGCGAAAAGAAGGAAAAAGAACUGGCCAAAAUGUCGCAGAAAGGAGCGACUUGGGCCGGGCAGACCGACCACGCGGAACUUUGCGUGAAAAUAAUGAACAUGUCCAGACGAGGAGAUUGGUUAGGAGUGGACGCACUGCUUAAGCAUUGCGAGAAAGGAAUGCUCCCGCCUGAUCUUGCGGAUGAGGCAACGGGCCUCACACCACUAAUGUACGCCGUAAAAGACAGCCGAGUGGGGAUAGCCGACAAAUUCCUCGACCUCGGACAAAAUGUCAAUGCACGAGCCAAGGAUGGACAAUCCGCCCUUCAUCUGGCUGCGUACCAUGUUCGAGAGGACAUGGUUCGACUGCUUCUGAACCGAAAGGCCGACCCAACGAUUACCGAAAAUACGAAGGGCCAUUUGCCCUUGCACGUGUUAAGUUCUCGGGCAACUGGUGCCGCUAUUGUUCCGCUUCAAUUACUCCUCCGGGCGGGCGAAAAGAACGUCCGCCUACUUCCCGACAAGGAGGGCAAUAUCCCUCUGUUUUUGGCAGUAGAAGUAGGAAACCACGGUGUAUGCCGAGAUCUACUUGGAGUGUCGACAAAGGAACAGGUGACGUACGUCCAUCCGACAACGGGCAACACAGCGUUGCAUCUCGCUACGAAACGCAAGGACCUCGAUAUUAUGCGAUUCCUCGUUGAAUGCAAUUCUCCAAUCAAUCAUCAAAACUACGAAGGACAGACGCCUCUGCAUCUGGCAGCGACGGCAGGAGAUGAGCACGCUGUCAAAUUAUUCUACAACUAUAAUGCCGACCCUAACCUAAUUGACAGCGAGGAUCGAACCCCACUGCACAUCGCCACACAACAGGGCAAUGUCGCUGUUGUGGAACUUCUUAUCGACAAAUACAAGGCGUCGCUACACCAUCGCACAAAGGACGGUUCAACGUUAAUGCACAUAGCAGCCGAAGCGGGCCGACCCGAGGCCGCACUCGUAUUUAUGAAGAAAGGAGUGCCACUUCACAUGUCUAACAAGGCUGGUGCUAAAACGAUCCACGUGGCAGCCCAAAAGGGCUUCGUAGAAGUAGUGAGGACACUCCUUCAAAGGGGGGAGCACGUAGAUGUCAAAACAAACGAUGGGCAUACUGCUCUUCACAUAGCAGUUACCCACGGACAAGCGCUAGUAGUUGAAACAUUGCUAGGCUUUGGUGCCGCUGUUCAACUUAAAGCAGGAACGAAUGAAGAAACCCCGUUGCAUAUUGCGGCGAGAACGAAAGGUGGUGAUCAAAGCGCGGAGCUACUUAUCAAAAGUGGAGCAGCUGUCAACGCAAAGGACACGAAUGGCGAAAUUCCUUUACAUUUUGCCGCCCGUGAAGGACAUUUGAGAACAGUUAGACUGCUCCUCGCCGACAAAGCUAUUCCUGACUUGCUCAAUAUACGAGGCGAAAGUCCAUUGCACGUGGCGGUGACAAAUUGUCACUUCGAAGUAGCGCAAGCUCUCCUGGAUCACUGGGAUCGCGUUAUGUGUGGGCCCGAUGCCGAAGAAGAGGAAAAGUCUAAACUUGCCAAUCAACGAAACAACUGUUUUUGUACUCUAUUGCAGAACGGUGAAAAUUCGUUACAUUACGCUGCAACAAUAACGGAGAGGCAAAAACACUAUCCGACAGAAGAUCGUGACAUGAUGCGGCUUCUGUUAGCGCAUGGAGGAGAUGUUGGCGCUGAAACUAAAACUGAAAUGGAAACACCCAUUCACCAUUGCGCUCGUACGGGAAACGUGGUGGUACUUCAAGAAAUUCUUAGUCGAUUAACGCCUGCAGCGAUUCAGCUCUGCUGCAACCAGCAGUCUCGGAAUGGUUGGGCACCGCUAUUGUAUGCGUGCGAUGCCGGCCAUCCCGAGUUGGCGCGUUUGCUCAUCCAAAACGGCGCCAGGGUAGACAUGUUUGACGAGAAAGGCCACGCUGCCCUUCAUCUGGCGGCAGAGAAAGGCCACGAGGACAUCGUCGACAUUCUGCUCGAGGCCAAGGCGUUCGUCAACGCCCGCUCACAGAAGGGUGUAACACCGAUGCACAUGGCAUCAGAGAAUGGCUACGCCGACAUCGUGCGGAAACUGCAGGCCUCUGGCGCGCUUAUAGAUGCCCUCAGUCUGAGCAAGAAGACUCCGUUGCAUUUGGCGGCGAGUAAAGGCCAGUUGGACGUAACUGCACUGCUCGUCGACCUAGGCUCCGACAUGUAUGCAUUGGAUAGCCAAGGCCAGACCCCCAUGAUGCUCGCUAUCGAAAACGACCAUUCGGAGAUCGUGAAGCUCUUCCUGAGAAGGAAGCCAGAUCUGGCCACUAUGUCAAAUGCGAAAGGAUUCACGUGUGCUCACAUAGCUGCAAUGAAGGGCUCUACGUCCGUAAUUAAAGAGCUUAUGAAGUUCAACAAAUCCAUUGUGACGAGUGCCAAGAACAAGACGACAGACUCUACACCCCUUCACCUUGCGGCAGCUGGUGGUUACACCAAAGUAGUGAAGAUGUGUCUUGAGGCCGGAGCGAAUCCCAUGGAGGAAAAUUCUGAUGGAGACACCCCACUUCAUCUGGCAGCUAAAAACGGUCACGUCACUGUGGCGCGCGUGCUUGCCCGGGAGGUGCCGUGGACUACGACAUCGAAAAAGACCGGCCUCACGGCCCUCCAUGUGGCGGCCAACAACGGACAGAUGGACUUUGUUAGGGAAAUGUUGACCGAGGUUCAAGCUGCGAUCGCCUCCCAGCCGCUUCCGGACGGGGGAGGCGAUUACGGCAUGACGGCUCUCCAUUUAGCUGCAGCGGCGGGCCAUGAAGGCGUGGUCCGCAUGCUGCUCAACAGUACCGGAAUCAACGUCGACGCCGCCACCGUCAACGAAGGCAUGUAUCCUCUGCACUUCGCUGCCCAAGGGGGACAUCUGGCGGUUGCUUCGUUGAUCCUAAGUCGCGCAGAACAGCAAUUGUCGUGUGUCGACAAAAUGGGGAGAACCCCGCUACACGUCGCCGCGGCGGCCGGCAAACGUGAGAUGGUCGGCCUCCUACACUCCCAAGGUGCCGAAAUCAAUGCAGCGGACAACAUGGGAUGGACGGCUCUGCACUAUUCAUCAAAAAACGGGUUUCUGCCUGUUGUCAAGAUCCUCGUUGAGAACGGCGCUACCGCUAAGGUUCCAACAAAAGAUGGCAAAGUGCCAUUAUGCUUAGCAGCGGCUGAGGGUCACUAUGAUAUCAUCUCUUACUUGCUCAAGAAAGACCACGAUACGUCCGACCUCAUGGAAGACAAGCAUUUUCUCAUCGAUUUGAUGGUGUCAGCGAAGGUUCACCAGAACAAGCCGAUCAUCGACUUCAUUCUAGCGUCACCGGCGCCGAUUGACACGGCAGUGAAGAUAGCCCGCUCGUACGAGUUGCUCUCGCUCAAGGAGAAAGAGCGCGCAAUGGAGCUCGAAGAGAUGUCGAAGUUCUGCGACAAUCUGGCCAAUGAGCUCCUGUCUAUUGCUGCGUCGAACAAUAACACCGCCGCGCUCCUCAGGGCCAUCGACAACCGUAAUACGCCGUUCCUUGAUGUAUUGAUCGAGCUGCAGCGCAAAUCCGUAGUCGCGCACCCUGCCGUGCAGAAGUACCUGACUGAGUUAUGGAUGGGUUCCCAUCAAUGGUCCAGUAAAAAGGUCCUGGGGCUAUUCCUCGGGUUUUUCCUAUGUCCUCCGUUUUGGAUAGGCACCUCACUAUUCUGCGGCCACAAAAUUGCAAACGUACCUAUCGUCAAGUUCAUGUCGUACCUGGUUUCCCACAUGUUUUUUGUCAUGGUUCUUUCCAUUACGAUCAUCAACCCAUGGAAUCCGCUGUAUCUCUCAAUGAACCUUAUCCCGCACUGGAACGAGUGGCUGCUUCUGAUCUGGCUGCUCGGCAUGUUCAUAGCGGAAUGCACAAACCCCUCAGAUCGCGAAGGUCUCGGCUACAUCAAGACCGUAGUCCUCUUCGUUUCAGCGUUCGCUAUCAUGGUUCACCUGGUAGCAUUUUUGUUUAAAGAUGAUAAUCCGCGGCUCAUCUGUCUCUAUGUGAGAAAUCAGCUAUUUGCCGUAGCACUUCUACUCGGUUUUUUGGAAUUCCUCAACUUCUUGACCUUCCAUCAUCUAUUUGGACCAUGGGCUGUCAUCAUUCGAGAUCUGAUCAAAGACCUGAUGAGGUUUCUUGCCAUCCUGCUCAUCUUUCUGGUCGGCUUCUCAUUAAAUAUGUGCGCCGUUUAUCAGCCCGUCUUCAAACCUGAUCAGGGUGGAGGCAACGUGACAUUACCUGUUCUAGGCGCCGAAUUCCAGUCUCCGUUAAACACGUUCGAGAUGCUAUUUUUUUCCUUGUUCGGUCUCGUCGAGCCGGACUACAUGCCUCCACUCCAUCUUUCACCGGCCUUUUCUAAAAUCAUCGUUAAAGUAGUCUUCGGAGUGUACAUGAUGGUAACUGUAGUUGUGCUCAUCAAUCUCCUGAUCGCUAUGAUGUCUGAUACAUAUCAACGUAUUCAGGCACAAUCGGAUACCGAAUGGAAAUUCGGGAGAGCCAAACUGAUCCGUAAUAUGAAGAAAGCAUCACCAUCUCCUUCACCUACAAACGUGCUUACCUUUCUUCCCGAACUGAUCAUGGAGCACUGCAACGGGAACAAACGAUCGAAAGGAGGCUUGCUAGGCAUGGGCAGUCUAGCACAGAUGAACAAAGACACCAAUAUGGGCUCGACAUUAAGCACGGGUAGUCGAGCUAGCUCUGGCCGACAAAUGCGAAGAGUAGUUCCUUUAGAGGAAAUGGUGUACGGCAUGAACAAACUAAGUAACGUAGUAGAUUGGCCGGCGAUAUCGUCAAAAUAUCUGGAUGUCCGUCGUGCCUCUCUAUCUGUGGUGGAGUCCCUUCAACACUCCAUGCCACAACGGCAAUGAGUUGGUCCCUCUUACGACGAAGACCUUUGCUGCUACAGCCACUACGUAAGUAGGGUUAAGGUAACCUUCAAAGCACAAUUUGAAUGGACAUCGUUCGGCACCGUCGCAGUCGUCGACUACGACGGUUCCCUGAAACCAUCAUCAAAAAGAGCAAACAAGCAACAUGCACCCUCAACUAGAGGAGAAGACAUCGGGGAGCUAAAUUGAGCAAGACACUGUUAGAAAAGCAGACUUAUUGUUAAGACACACAUCGGUUGAACUCCAAAUAGGUGACCUUCGAGCCAUCACAAGCGAACUGUUUGUGAUAAACGUAUCCAAGCAAGAGAAGAACCAAUCUAGAAGAAGAACAUUUUAUCACCACCACUACUAUUACUACAUGCGAUACUCAAGAACGCAUUGAAUAAAGCUCUACGUAGAUACAUUUCGGAACUUGCUAUCAGAAUACGCAUAAUGCCUACUACUAGCCUCGAUUAUCCCGAUGCGUAUAUCAGUAGACUAAUUUCAUGGUAUAAAAGAGAUGCCGACAUCAUUCGUGAACGCCACAGUCACAACUGAAUACAUUAAAAACCCAUGACAUAAGCGUGGUAGACGAAGAUGUUGAAAUCGUCUUCGAAGUCUGUAUUCUAACUGUGUCAUACUACAACAUUACGAGACUUUUAGGCAGAAACCUAAAUCAAACCGAGAGCAGCACUAAUAUUAUUAGUUGACUACGUGUUUCUUAGGGAAGCAUAAGACCCGAACUACCCAUUAGACCGUAUCCUAAGCUAACCAUCCUCUCUGGCUAAGAAAUGAAUGUCAGAGAAGCCACGUAAAAAUCAGUUGACGCGAAGCAAAUCAAUAACAUGUUUGCUUUUAACAUUUCUGAAGUUUAUGAAGGCGUGAGAUAUGAGGAUUCGAAGUGCUGGAGCAAUCUCACGCAAAUUCCCUCACGACGUCCAAUUUCACGAAGAAACUAUUGAAACAGUGACAACAAACAAACAAACCAUGUUAGGAUUCCCUUACCCUUUAAGCCUGUAAUGUAAAUACUAUGCUCUAAACUCGUUUUAGCAUCUUUUAUACAAAACUUCUUCAACACCUUAGAGAACUUAAUGGCGAGAUCACAAGUCUAAUUAGCACCAGGAUAAGCUUGAUGCACCACGUGUUUUCUGGCGGACAACCCGUUUCGAACGACAAAGCCUUCGUUCUGACAUGACCUCAGGUGACCGGUUUAUUGGACUUCGCAAUUCUAUCACUCCUAAUGUGUCUAAUAGACUUUUAAGGACCACGUUUGCAAUUGUUCUAACUAGAAACCGACAUUUCCCUGGUCGGCAAUAAAUCGUACGCUAAACACCCAAUCAUAGCUGCCAGACAUACUCAUCUAAACCAGUGGUCUAAAUCACGUCUAAAAACGUGUUUUAUAAAAUAUUCCUACUAUCAAUCAAAAUUCAAGUCGGUACGUCUGUUACCGUUAAAAACUAGGUGAUACCCCCCAAAAAAUAAAAUAAAGCCAAUAUUAGUCUAGUCGAUCUUGUCCAGACGUUCCACAAACAACGUGACCAAAUAGGUAUAGCAAACUGUUCAUACAUACUGUUUUUAGCAAUAAGUGCCUGUUUAGAUUAGAAUCAGGGUGACAUCGGGCGACAAAAGUGCUAUUAAAAAUUACGUUUGAACGCCUUCGAAAGCGUCUAUAUGAAUAAUGCUAACGCCUUAACGGAACCAACGAUGCAUUUUGAACGCUGCAUCCGAUAAGCUACCGAGUCCAAUGGUGUACCAUAGUGUAAACUAGACAAUGAACAUAUUUAUACGCCAAAUUGACUGUUGAUUUGACCGUUAGUGUUUUUUGGAAAUUAGAAUAUUUGAGUAUAGGUGUCCGUUAUAAGGAAAAUCUAUAAGUAACAUUUUAUAUUCUUAUAUAUAUGUAAGCGGGUCUGGAGGAGGCGUUUGCUCUAUGCGCGAUACGUCCGACGCCCUCCAGUGCCAAUACUAUUGUAAUAGGCUUUCCACUCUCGGUACGGUGCAUUACAUUAGAUGCUUUGUUAGGAAACAGAAUUAUUAGUCAAAUACAUCAUUUCUAAAUCUCCAAAAAAAAAGGCGCAGUCCCAUGCCCUCUAACCCAGCAGCAAUCAUGUAGAGGACAAUACGUCAAAUGAACUAGGGUUCAGUAUAGUAGGGUGCAAAGCAGACCCUCGUUCAUUGCGUAUAGAAAAAUCGUGACAAGCUUAGAUAUUUUUGCCCAGAAUAUAGAGUCAAAAAACGAUAAACCGGUAUGAGUGUUACCCGUUAGCAACAAAUAUAUGGGUAAGUGGACAAACAUUAAACGAUGUAGCACGAGACAAACAUCAUAUGUCACUAGACAAUGAUUUUUCCAUCAACUAUCAUUAUCAUUACCGUAAUUGUUGUUAUAACUAUUGCUAUCCUUAUUACAAUUGGCGGGCCUAAAGGUUCAGAGUCGCCUUUCGGCUGACAUUUAUAUUAAAAUGGCACAAAUGUCCCCGGAUUAUUGAACUAAUACUGCUUCACAAGUACUAUCGCUUAAGGCAAGAAACGUAGCGCAAAAACCUACGAACGUAAGCGUACAUAUACUAUUGCUAAAUGAAUUCAAAUUAUUCCCAAUGCCAAGUUGUAGAGAACGAAAAAAUACGAAACGUAGUCAAUAUUCUACGACUGUAUCUCAUAUGUUAUCGAAGUUCGGAUACUACGGAGAAAUACUAAGCUUUUUUAGUCAUCCAAAGUUUCCAUAGUUUUCAACGUGAGAAAAAUAGCAGCCUUUGUAGAGAUGAUUGACUUUGCUUUCAAAAUGUGCGGAUUCCUGCGAAAUCUUCACCUUCACUAUCCUCGACGUAUAUGCUGACGCCGAUCCCUAAUCAAAGCGAAAACACAGUCCCUAUCGGGGUCUUUUUCUGUUUUCAAGAUAAAUAGAGCUAUAUACAAAAAAAAACACUUACUCUAGAAUACGUACCUUGUAUUUAUAUCUAUACGAAAACAGAAGACCGACCACCGAUGAAGUCGUUAUCGAGCAAAUUGAUUUGUGUUGAUUAAACCGGACGACUCAGGGGAGCCGUUCACGAUCUACGAUAUUCUUUCCCACUAGAUAUAUGCGCUCGUUGACAUCGUUUGUCUAUCGAUGAAUGGAUCGACGGAAGGAAGGAAAGAGGAGAAUGAUGUAUAAAACUUGAUCGUUGAGAUUAAUAACCAGCAAACGUUUAUCUUCCACGCCAUGUCAGUGGAAAUACUACCGCACGACAGAUAUGCGGAGAAGAUUAAUGGCAGAACACGGGGCACUGACUAUAGAACAGUUUCUCUACGCAGCUUCGCUGUUGCUGCUGCAUCAACUUAUAUGCUUUAUUUUAUAUUGCUUAAACACUCGUUCAAACUUUCACACGUGCAUUUUGAUUGGGUGCGACAAUGUCACGUAAUAAUAUUUGAAAAUUCGGUCGUCAGAAUAAGACAUGGCUGACACAGUCGGUCCAAAUAUUGCAGCCGUCCAGAACGUCUUCAAUUCAAAUUCAAUGUCAGAGUGCCUAAACCUAGUUCUGCCUAUAUUGGUAGAUAUAUUUUACCUGUAUCUUUGUUAAGCUAGCUAUGAUUCAUGCCACGCCCUGUCGUCAUUCGUUACAAAAGGGUACGUAGAAAAAUGAUUUUGUCAGCGGUCGACUGACCACUAAUACGCUCGGUAGUGAGCUCAUCGCAACGUUGAGAAGAACUGAAUCUGCGGUGCUGACCGGACGCCUUUUGGCAACUCGAGCAGUUAGUAAACACUUGGACAGUUUAAAAAAUAAGAGUCAUUGUUAUCAAUUUUCGUGAUAAGCAACAAUAAUGGCAAUAGGCGUCGACCUAUUGCAUUGCAGUCGAUAUGACGGAUAGAAAGAAGUGGCAAACAAUGCUCUGCCUAUCAUUACAGCUUCAUGUAGCAGACGGCAAAGUUUGGACCCAGACGGUGGUUAAUCUAACUAACUUAAGCAAACUUUGCUUACGUUCCUACGCCCGCUUCCACUGAUACGCGUAGUUUCUGAUCUCUUUUUAGCCAGGCAUGGCGCUCUAGGGACUGCAACGCGUCUCCUUAGCAGAAAACCAUUCUCAACAAGAAACCCGACAAUUGUCGAAGCCUUAACCGCACGCUCACCGCAAGGUGAUACUGUGGACGCAAACGUCAACCCGUAGCGGUUAACAACGGGGUACUUGAUAACUGGUACAUGUAGUCUUGGGAUUUCCUAUUUACCUACUGUCUAUUUUGUUGCGUUAUAACAGGUGCAGGAUUUUGCUGCAGGUCAUACAAUUAGUUCUUCUCUCGCAGAUCUAAACUAUCGUGAUUAUCACUUCCACCUGCUAUGAGCAGUAAAAGUCGAAAGAACCUUGUUGUUCGUGCCCAUGAGUGAACCAAUGUUUUUCGUCUAUCUUCAGUCUUCAAUAAUUGAGACAGAAGUACGGGGAAGUCAAAUAUAUAACCAGUCUUUCAUACAUGCAAGUUACAUCUGAUUAGUCACAACUACUUAUAUACUAAUGCAAGCCAAUCCAUGUCGCGGGUUUAAUUGCUUAAGUCUUCAAUACAUAUACAACAAAGAUAUAUUAAUACCUCCGAAUGCGCCGAAGCUUACGGUCUAGGGAUAAAUAGACACACCUCAAUAGUGUAUGAAAGCACAUAAGAUGUGCGAAGUAUAGCAAUGAAACUGACAUAGGUAAAGGCUAUAAUUAACUAGUAUAAUAUAUUUGAAAUUUACCGUAUCUAGAAGAGUGCGGUAUUAUUCUAAAUAAACGA
Varroa destructor (honeybee mite) is the source of this 11431-nucleotide messenger RNA. It is a transcript of the gene nompC, whose product is annotated as no mechanoreceptor potential C. NCBI's taxonomy places the organism in Eukaryota, Metazoa, Arthropoda, Arachnida, Mesostigmata, Varroidae. Gene Ontology annotation, cellular component: membrane. Gene Ontology annotation, molecular function: protein binding; calcium channel activity. The record is from RefSeq and is a predicted model, not a curated record. Gene Ontology annotation, biological process: calcium ion transmembrane transport.